AUGGAAUCUCUCGGUCCGCUGAGUGCUGGCAACGAUGACUGCCAGGAUGCUCGAGAAUUAGAGGAGGCAAAAGCGAAGCUGUCCCAACCUACAAAAUGGUUAAUUGAGCAGCAGACUUUGCUACAAUUUCUAACGCAACUCAAGGUCCUGUCCCGCAAGGAGACGAACCGCAAGGCAUUGGGGCAGAAAGCCAUAGCUCAGCUGCUGAAGCAUCUCAGCGAUCACUCUGUGGACACCAAGAUCCUAGCCGAGGGCGCCAACGUGGUGCUCAACGUCUGCUACGAGAGGGACAAUGUGAGGGCCUUAUUAGCAUGCGGAGGAGCGUCCACUCUGGUUGAAUUUCUGACAUCGAAAGAUGAGGAGCUUCAGGCUAAUGCCGCCGGGGCGCUACAGAGCAUCUGCUUUCAGCCGGAGGGCCGGACAGUGGUUCGCAGCCUGGGUGCCAUACCACCAUUGGUGGAUCUUCUCUCCUCCGGAUCCCUCAACGUCCGGGCACGGGCAGUUGGAGCGCUACACAACAUAAGCUCCGAUGAGGACUCCAUCCGCGUGAUUCGGCGAAGAGGGGGUAUCCGGUGGCUGGUUAGGCUUCUCCACCACACCCAGCCUUGUGUGUGCGGCUCUGCCGCGGGUGCACUGCAGAAUGUCUCACGGGAGGUCGCAAGUCGCCUUCUUAUCCGCGACAGUGAUGCGAUCAACUCGCUCAUCAAGCUGCUUCAAAGCACGGAGGUCCAAACGCAGGUUUGUGCUGCUGGGGCAUUGCUGAAUGUACUUGGGCCUGAACUUUGCGACGAAGGGAACCCUACUCCUCAAGGCUUGAAACGGCGUGAAGCUUUUGUGAAAACUAUAACCCUAAUCCUAGUGGCGAGUAUCAUUAAACAGACGGUUUUCACUAAGCAGACGAGGAAUAUUAUUGCGUCGGCGACGAAAAAUUCUAUUGCACCUGUGAUUACGAAAUCCUCUUCGCCUACUUGGCCAAAGAUGACUCCCUACCCUUUGGGCGGGAUCAGUCCAUCACGAACCCAGACUGCUCCCUCCAUUCCCAGUUAUUCUAGGUUCCGGGGUGAUGACCAUAGCCAAGUUCCGAAGCCCCCUCUCAACACAGACUGGUCUUUGGGCUUAAUACCUCCAGGUCGAAGAGCUUUGUUCCUAGAUGAAAACAAAAAUGCCAGGGCUGACAAACAAUCCAUGGACUAA
Molecule: messenger RNA, 1194 nt
Organism: Physcomitrium patens
Lineage: Eukaryota; Viridiplantae; Streptophyta; Bryopsida; Funariales; Funariaceae
Molecular function (GO): protein binding
Source: RefSeq, a predicted model, not a curated record